AUGAACGAGGAGAAGCCUAGCUUUUCCGUUAUGGACUUUGCACUACUUGCUACAGUUUUGUUCGUUUACCUGCUAUCAGGAGGGCGUUGGACAAUCGCUUGUUCCAUAUUAGUCUUGUGCGCUUUAGCUAAACAUGAAUCGUCAACCGAAAAACUUAGCGCAGCAGCUGAGACUGCUAAUGAGCCAAGCGCACCGAAAAAAAAAUCAUGCUGUGGUGGUAAAGGAGGUAAAUCAUGCUGUUCGUCAGGUGGAAAAGGAAAGAAAGGCGGUUGUUGUGGAGGAUCCUGUUCUUCAAAGGCAAAAGCGAACGACAGUACCAUCAAAAAUAAUAUCGCAAAAGAAACUGCCCCAAUUGCAGUUGACUUUACACAAGCUUUCAAACCUGUGAGAAAUUCGAAAAAGACUAAUGGUACGAAGAAAAUACCUAAAGUGUUUUCUGCCAGCCCUUCUACAAAAGCAUCAAGCCCGAUAUUCAAGAAAGGACUAACAAUAUCGAAUGAAAAGUUAUUGGGAUCUCAGAUAUAUGUAUUCUUCAGCUCUCUUCAAGGUGCUGCAAAAAGAUCUGCUGAGUCUUUGGUUUGUGAGCUGUCGAAGGUGGACGGCUUAUCAAAAAUACCCCUUCUUAUGAAUUUGGAUGAAAUUAGUGAUAUUGAUGAUUAUUUCGUAAAUGUUCCAUGUGACAAUGCGCUUUACAUUCUCGUUUUACCUUCCUAUGAUACUGACUCACCACUUGACUACUUUUUACAGACACUGGAAGAAAAUUCUUCUGACUUUAGAAUUGACAAAUAUCCCAUGAGAAAGCUGGUAGGUUAUACUAUCCUUGGGAUUGGUGACUCGGAAUCAUGGCCAGAGAAAUUCUGCUAUCAAGCCAGACUUGCUGAUCUUCUGCUGGCACGCCUUGGCGGAAGAAGAAUAUUUCCUAUCGGCGAAAUUUGCAUGAAAUUUGGUGGUAUUCCCAAAGUAGAAGAUUGGGCGAAUCUCCUAGGCAAUACAUUGAAGGAUGACGAACCAAUUUUGUAUGAAUUUGAUGAGAACGUUGAUAAUGACGACGAUGACACGGCUGUAGAGGAUCUCACUAAGGAAUCGGUUAUGGAUUUGGAGGAUAUAGGAAAAUCCUCAGAGCUGGCGAUGAAUGAGGUAAAAAAAAUGGUUGCUCAAAAUAGUCCCACAUACAAAAACUUGACUAAACAAGGUUACACUGUUGUCGGAUCACACUCAGGUGUAAAAAUAUGUCGCUGGACUAAAAAUGAUUUGAGAGGCAGAGGAUCAUGUUACAAACAUUCUUUAUUUAAUAUCGUUUCCAGUCAAUGCAUGGAGCUCACGCCAUCACUGGCAUGCUCCUCGAAAUGUGUCUUCUGCUGGCGUCACGGCACCAACCCUGUUUCAAAAAACUGGAGAUGGGAAAUCGAUGAGCCAGAAUACAUUCUAGAAAAUGCGCUCCAAGGCCACUAUUCAAAGAUUAAACAAAUGAGAGGUGUUCCUGGUGUCAUUGCCGAAAGAUUUGCAAAUGCUUUUAAAGUCCGCCAUUGUGCAUUAUCACUGGUAGGUGAACCCAUAAUGUAUCCACACAUUAAUAAGUUUGUGGAACUCCUUCAUGAAAAAGAAAUUUCAAGUUUUCUAGUCUGCAAUGCUCAACAUCCUCAGGCAUUGGAAGACUUGGGCAAAGUCACGCAAUUGUAUGUCUCCAUUGAUGCGCCAACUAAAACAGAGUUGAAAAAGGUUGACAGACCUCUAUACAGAGAUUUUUGGGAGAGAAUGCUUCAAUGCUUGAAUAUCCUGAAAACCACACAAUCCCAUCAAAGGACGGUGUUCAGGAUGACAUUGGUCAAAGGGUUCAAUAUGGGAGAAGUAAGUGCGUAUGCGGAUCUUGUAGAGAAGGGACUUCCUUGCUUUAUUGAAGUUAAAGGCGCUACUUUCUGUGGAUCUUCAGACGCCAACGGCAAUCCACUUACAAUGCAAAAUAUACCCUUCUACGAAGAAUGCACAUCAUUUGUUAAGGAAUUUGCAAAAGAACUGCAAAGGCGUGGUCUUGGUUAUGACAUAGCCGCGGAGCAUGCUCAUUCUAAUUGUAUAUUGAUUGCAAACACAAAAUUCAAGAUCAAAAAUGAGUGGUACACCCAUAUCGAUUUUGAAAGGUUUUUUAAAUUACUAAAAUCCGGCGAAAAGUUCGAUCACUUGGAUUACAUUUCGAAAACACCUGAAUGGGCUCUAUUUGGUAAUGGUGGAUUCGCCCCUGGAAAUACACGGUUUUACAAGAAGGCCAGCAAACAAAAAUCAAAUAUUUCAGAAGAAAGCGCAAAAAUUGAGAUCGCGGCAUGA
Lachancea fermentati is the source of this 2319-nucleotide messenger RNA. The record is from the annotation of a GenBank genome assembly. Lineage: Eukaryota; Fungi; Ascomycota; Saccharomycetes; Saccharomycetales; Saccharomycetaceae.